AUGUUGCUCGUAGAUAAACAAACACAAUCGGUCACUACUGGUCGCAAACGGAAAAUCGUCUUACCUGAUGACUGCAGGGAAAAGCGCGUACGCUGUUCAUGGACAGAACUCGAGUACGAGAUGGUACUUGAAGAAGCGACAUUAUUACGUGAAGAGCUUGGACUUUUACUAUUCAUGGCUGUGGACUUAUGUAAAGACCUUGGUGGUGAUGAUGCACGUGUCCGGAGUUUCUCCGCUACAUUGGAACAAAUAGGCGAAGUUAUGGCCUCGUCACAGACAUUUACAGUACCACAGAUUCGUGAAAUGUGUCAACAAAUGUUGGCAAUGAUGCAACAUCUUUGUCAAGUCCAUUACAAUCAUUUUGAACUCAUCGAUAUGCAAGAUCAACUACGAGAAUGUCGCAAUCGGUUCAUGCUCUUUAUUGGCAAGAACGCCGCCAUGAUUGGACUGUAA
Molecule: messenger RNA, 453 nt
Organism: Peronospora farinosa
Lineage: Eukaryota; Oomycota; Peronosporomycetes; Peronosporales; Peronosporaceae
Source: the annotation of a GenBank genome assembly